This is a messenger RNA of Homalodisca vitripennis (glassy-winged sharpshooter), 393 nucleotides long. RefSeq lists its product as uncharacterized. The record is from RefSeq and is a predicted model, not a curated record. The transcript has 3 exons. The coding region runs from base 23 to 328 and encodes 101 amino acids. Lineage: Eukaryota; Metazoa; Arthropoda; Insecta; Hemiptera; Cicadellidae.
UCACAAACACAAAAGAAUAAACAUGUGGACUAUUGUUGUCUUGGCAACUGCUAUAUUAACUUCCGCUACUGCGUUGGAAAAUGUGGUGCCUUACCAGCACCCCUAUUCUUAUCCACAGAACCACAUGAGCAGCGGCACCUACACCGGUUGGAGAGCACCAACAUGGGGAUAUCCAAAGAGUUUUCAACAUAAGUUAUUAGACACGUUCUCCAGCCUGUGUCCUGACUGUCUGAAGGCUGAUGGAGUAGACGAGGUUACCGGGAUUCCAGGUUUGAAGGAUGCCAUCGAAUAUUUCAUACUUCCAUUCCAUAAAACCAACUAUGAAUGAAAUGUUGGACAAUUUAGGAAUUGACAAAGGAGUGACAUACAGAUAUUUUGUUAGUCUUUGCGAUA